Molecule: messenger RNA, 1738 nt
Organism: Vigna angularis (adzuki bean)
Lineage: Eukaryota; Viridiplantae; Streptophyta; Magnoliopsida; Fabales; Fabaceae
Exons: 19
Coding region: 312-1556 (414 amino acids)
Molecular function (GO): S-adenosylmethionine-dependent methyltransferase activity
Source: RefSeq, a predicted model, not a curated record
CUAUCCUGAUGCUGCAGAGGAGGAUGUUAGAAGAUAUGAAAGGUCUUACAGGAAGCUUCCACCGGCCCAUAAGGCUUUGUUACCCCACUAUCCUCAAAAGUUUCAAAGAUUACGCAGGGGUCUCCCAUCAAAACCAGUUGGAACCUUUGAAUAACAGCAUUCUUGAAACCAAACAAAGACUGGUUUGGGUUGCACAUUUCCCACCAAACCAACAGAUUUCUCAGCUAAGACUGAUAUCUUUUUUCAAUAUGCAUUGCUGAAGCUUAGGAUUCUUUUACCAUUUUAAGCUUUGAUAACCCUGGUGUAUCUCAAUGAAUUCCCAUUUCAUAUUUGGCAUGCUUCAGGUAUUCGAACCUCCACUUGACAUGAGCCAGGACAUAGAAUUUAGUGAAGAUCCACAUUGCGAAUGUGCUGAAAAAGAUCAUUUAGUUUCUGAAGGGAUUAAUGCUUGCUCAUGUGAGUCAGCCCCUGUUAGAAUAACAUGUUCUGUUUCUAAUCAACAUUGUUGUGGGGAAGAUAGCAAUCAUACAUGCAGACCACAAGGAUUUACGCAUCCAAAUGAGGAGGUGGACAUUGAGAGUCGUCACCAGUCAAAUACUGGGAGCCUCUCUCCGGGCUUGAUAAAUACUAAAGAAACUACUGAAUAUUGUAGUGGAAGUUCUAUUACUGAUUCCAAUGGCAAUGUGCCAGUCCCCUCAUCUCAGCAACAAUGGUUGGAACCAUCUUUACGAUUGAAUGUUCCUUUAGUUGAUGUAGAUAAGGUACGAUGUAUUAUAAGGAACAUAGUUAGGGACUGGGCAGCAGAGGGUAAAAAGGAACGUGAUCAGUGCUACAACCCUAUUCUUGAAGAGCUUAAUAUGAUAUUUCCUAAUCGCAGUAAAGAGAGUCCACCUGCAUGUUUAGUUCCUGGUGCUGGGCUUGGUCGGUUGGCCCUUGAGAUUUCAUGUUUAGGAUUUAUCAGUCAGGGAAAUGAAUUUUCAUAUUACAUGAUGAUAUGCUCGAGUUUUAUUCUUAACCAAUCCCAAACUGCUGGUGAGUGGACAAUUUAUCCUUGGAUUCACAGCAAUUGCAAUUCAUUAUCAGACAGUGAUCAACUUCGUCCUGUUUCAAUACCAGAUAUUCAUCCAGCCAGUGCAGGAAUUACUGAAGGCUUUUCCAUGUGUGGAGGUGACUUCGUUGAAGUCUACAGUGAUUCAAGCCAAGUUGGUGCAUGGGAUGCAGUUGUGACGUGUUUCUUUAUUGAUACCGCUCAUAACAUUGUUGAGUAUAUUGAAAUAAUUUCAAAAAUUUUGAAAGAUGGGGGAGUUUGGAUAAACUUGGGACCUCUACUAUAUCACUUUGCAGAUGUGUAUGGACAGGAAGAUGAGAUGUCCAUUGAAUUGAGUUUGGAAGAUGUUAAGAGUGUCGCAGUAAGUUAUGGAUUUGAAUUUGAGAAAGAAAGCACAAUUGAGACAACUUACACCACAAAUCCUAGAUCAAUGAUGCAAAAUCGCUAUUUUGCUGCAUUUUGGACGAUGAGAAAAAAAUCUGGUAUAGAGAAAUUGCAUGUGCUCUGAAAAUGGAGGAUGUAACUAUGAUUAUCCUUUCUUUUAUUUGAUGAGGCUUUAUAAUUUUCUUGAAUGCAUCAAACUCUGAUGAUUUAUUUUUUUGUUUGUUAAAAAUAUGAUGAAUGUUUUUCAUAACUAUGCAUAUCAAUUAUUGAAUACUGAAUACAAUUUAUGCGUGGUUUAACAUUAAA